Molecule: messenger RNA, 942 nt
Organism: Indicator indicator
Lineage: Eukaryota; Metazoa; Chordata; Aves; Piciformes; Indicatoridae
Gene: RIMS3
Product: regulating synaptic membrane exocytosis 3
Exons: 6
Coding region: 1-942 (313 amino acids)
Biological process (GO): regulation of membrane potential; positive regulation of synaptic transmission; calcium ion-regulated exocytosis of neurotransmitter
Cellular component (GO): presynaptic membrane; cytoskeleton of presynaptic active zone
Molecular function (GO): transmembrane transporter binding; small GTPase binding
Source: RefSeq, a predicted model, not a curated record
AUGUUCAACGGGGAUGGGGGCUCGGGCUCGUGCUCGGGCUCGGGCAGGAACGUCAUCCGCAGCUCCAGCAUCAGCGGCGAGAUGUACAGCGUGGAGCAGAGCGCCCGCGGCGGCGCCGACUCCGUCCCCCUCAGCGCCAGCAAGAAGCGGCGCUCCAGCCUGGGUGCCAAGAUGGUAGCCAUCGUGGGCUUGUCCCAGUGGAGCAAGAGCACCUUGCAGCUCAACCAGACUGAGGGUGGCCCCAAAAAGCUGCGCAGCAACAUCCGGCGGAGCACAGAGACCGGGAUCGCAGUGGAGAUGCGCACCAGGGUGACUCGGCAGGGCAGCCGCGAGUCCACCGACGGCAGCACCAACAGCAACAGCUCCGACGGCACGUUCAUCUUCCCCACCACCCGGCUGGGGCCUGAGAGCCAGUUCAGUGACUUCCUUGACGGGCUGGGGCCAGGCCAGUUGGUUGGGAGGCAGACCCUGGCCACCCCUCCCAUGGGUGAUGUCCAUGUGGGCAUGGCUGAGCGGAACGGGCAGCUGGAGGUGGAGGUGAUCCAGGCCAGGGGACUUAUCCCAAAGAUGGGCUCCAAGUGCAUCCCUGCCACCUACGUCAAAGUCUACCUGUUGGAGAACGGCGUCUGCCUGGCCAAGAAGAAGACCAAGGUGGUGAAGAAAACCUGUGACCCAUCCUACCAGCAGCCCCUGCUCUUCGAGGAGAGUCCCCAGGGCAAAGUCCUGCAGGUGAUCGUCUGGGGAGACUACGGCCGCAUGGACCACAAGUGCUUCAUGGGGAUGGCCCAGAUCAUCCUGGAGGAGCUGGACCUGUCCAGCACCGUGGCUGGGUGGUACAAACUCUUCCCCACCUCCUCGCUGGCCGACUCCAGCAUCGGACCUCUGACGCGCCGCCUGUCCCAGUCGUCCCUGGAGAGCUCCACCAGCCCGUCCUGCCCCUAG